Messenger RNA from Caenorhabditis bovis, 375 nucleotides. Lineage: Eukaryota; Metazoa; Nematoda; Chromadorea; Rhabditida; Rhabditidae. The record is from the annotation of a GenBank genome assembly.
AUGUUCAUUCCGGUAGUGAAACAGGAAUUAGAAUUUGCGGUCCUUCCGAGACUCACCGAUGAACAAGCUUAUGAACAAUGCAAAACAUUUCUGCCGACUUUAAGACUCAAAAUUCAAGAUUUGAGAAAUAUGGGAGUUUUGGCGAUUGAAAAACAAAAAGAUGACAAGCAGGCAGAGAAAGUCGGCGUUUGUCGCAAAUACAAUCACUUCUACCACAUGAAACUUCAGCACAUUAUUCAAAAUACUAUUAAGGAUUUAAAGAACGACACGUUUACAGCUCAGAGCAAUAAGAUAUUCUUCACCAAUGUUCAUCAAGCUCUUUUGGAUUGGAAGAAAUACUCAAAAUCGCCAUGUACUAAACCAACAAAAAAUUGA